This is a messenger RNA of Stylonychia lemnae, 276 nucleotides long. The record is from the annotation of a GenBank genome assembly. Lineage: Eukaryota; Ciliophora; Spirotrichea; Sporadotrichida; Oxytrichidae.
AUGGUGUUACUAAAUGGGGUCCUUAUGACUAUUGUUUAACUUGUCAUGAUGGGUAUAUUUCUAAUAGUAAUCCAAGAACCUGCACCUAUAAAUGCCCGUUUGGAUAAUAUGGAAAUGCAAUAUAUACAUUUAGAGGAACCGUUAUUUAAGCUUACUGCUUUGCAUGCAGUCCUGAUUGUUAUGAAUGCUCCUCUUAUUCUAUGUGCAAAUCUUGUAAUAAAGGCUAUUAUCUUAGUUUAGAAAACAGAUAGAGAUAAGUUGGGACAUGCCAGCUGA